Pangasianodon hypophthalmus (striped catfish) is the source of this 2358-nucleotide messenger RNA. RefSeq names its product zinc finger protein OZF. Gene Ontology annotation, molecular function: histone methyltransferase activity; RNA polymerase II cis-regulatory region sequence-specific DNA binding; protein binding. Gene Ontology annotation, biological process: regulation of transcription by RNA polymerase II. The transcript has 7 exons. The record is from RefSeq and is a predicted model, not a curated record. NCBI's taxonomy places the organism in Eukaryota, Metazoa, Chordata, Actinopteri, Siluriformes, Pangasiidae. Gene Ontology annotation, cellular component: nucleus. The coding region runs from base 462 to 2171 and encodes 569 amino acids.
AUCAUUCCUCUCAGGGCUUUCCAGCGAAUAUUAGAUUUAAUCUGGUUUAAAAUGAAUAAAAGUGUCUGUAUGUGAGGUGGUUCACUACAUCCUGCUUUAAAGCUCGAGAAGGGCUAGUGGGGAAACCAUGAAGCCAUGCUCACUAGUGGUAAAUAUUCAUGCUCCAUAAAAUGUUACCAGUCUCUACUGAACAUUUCUAAACAGUCACGUUAAGAUAUGUAUGCUAAUCGGUGGAUUCUUGUUCAUACAUGCUUCGCUCCGGGAGGGCAAGAACAUGCAGCUAAACGAGGACACCUGUGAAAGCAACACACACAACGAACUGAAAAUUAUCUACAUUAAAGAAGAAGAACCUAACGAUGACGAGUACCUCUCUCGUGGACUAAAACCACUCAAAGUACCCAGUACAACUUCGCCCACUACAAUAAUCGUUUUUGCAUUUCUUGUCGGUGGGUUUAUAUAAUAUGUACUGUGAGGAUUGCAGAUGCUUUUUCUACAACAAGUGUGAGGUUCAUGGUCCAGCUCUCUUCAUCCAUGAUACCCUCGUUCCCAUGGGAGUCACUGACCGAGCCAGACAAACCCUUCCUCUCGGUCUCGAGGUUGGGCAGUCCGAUAUUUCUGGUGCAGGCCUGGGAGUGUUUAAUAAGGGGGAUACCAUUCCAGUUGGUGCUCACUUUGGGCCUUACCAGGGAGAACGGGUAGACAAAGAAGAAGCCAUGAACAGUGGAUACUCUUGGGUGAUCUAUAGGAAUGGACAGUGUGAGGAAUACAUAGAUGCUAAAAGAGAGAUGUAUGCUAACUGGAUGAGGUAUGUGAAUUGCGCUCGUAAUGAUGAAGAGCAGAAUCUGGUUGCGUUCCAGUAUCGAGGGGGGAUUAUCUACCGUAGCUGUCGACCCAUAAAACCAGGACAGGAGCUCUUGGUGUGGUACGAGGAGGAGUAUGCUCAAGAUCUUGGAAUUACCUUCGACUACCUCUGGAGCAAAAAGUGCUCUGCAAAUGAAAUGAACGACGCUAUGCAAGUCUUCUCCUGCUCCAUGUGUCAUCUUUCCUACACAGCUCAAAUUUACCUCCACAGACACAUGAGGAGAUGCCACCAUGAUGAAUAUGUGAGAAUGUUGCAACAAGAACAGAUGAAAUCUGAGAAUCUGGAGACCACAAGCAGCUCCAGUAGUGAGCAAGUGUCUUCUCACCACAGUAACACGUCUCAGGAAGAAAUGCACGACUGCCCAGAUUGUGGGAUGAGUUUUACUUUACCGAGCCACCUCGAAAUACACCAGCGUGUUCACACAGGAGAAAAGCCCUAUCCCUGCCCACAGUGCGGGAAGAGUUUUACUCAACAGAGUAAUCUCCGAACACACGUACGCGUUCACACGGGAGAGAAGCCGUACCAGUGCUCACACUGUAGCAAGAGUUUUACUCAUCGGAGUAGCCUCCAUCUGCAUCAGCGCAUUCACACAGGAGAGCGGCCAUACCACUGCUUAUAUUGUGAUAAAAGUUUUAUACAACAGAGUGCUUUCCAGCAGCACCAGCGCAUUCACACAGGAGAGAAACCGUAUCAGUGCUCACAGUGCGGGAAGAGUUUUACUCAGAUGAGCUCGCUCCAACUACACCAGAGCACUCACACCGGAGAAAGACCGUAUCAGUGCUUACAGUGUGGAAAGAGAUUUACUAGACAGAGUCAUCUCCAAACACACCAAAGCACACACACGGAAGAGAAGCCGUACCACUGCUCACAAUGUGAAAAGAGUUUUACGCUACGGAGUCAACUCCAAGCACACGCUCGCAUUCACACAAGAGAGAAGCCGUAUCCUUGCUCGCACUGUGGGAAGAACUUUCCUUUCCAGAGCCAUCUCCAAAUUCACGAGCGCAGUCACACCGGCGAGAAACCGUUUCACUGCUCAGUGUGUGGGAAGAGUUUUAUCGACAGAGGCACUCUCAAAACGCAUCAGCGCAUCCACACCGGAGAAAGGCCGUAUCGCUGCUCAGAGUGUGGCAAGACUUUUACUCAGCGGAGUUCUCUCCAGCGACACCAGCGACUUCACACAGAAGACAAGCUCUAUCACUGCUCAGGAUGUGGGCGGGGUUUUACUGAUUUAAGUACGUUUCAGACGCACAAGUGCACUUACACUGAGCCAUCAGCUCAUGAUAUUGAUCUCGCAAAUCAAGAAACAUGACUAUCAUUAUUGUUUAUUGGGUUAGCAUGAAUACUAAACGAGUUUUAGCUUUAAUGUAGCUGUUGGUUUUGACUUCUUGUUGGAAGCAACAACAAAUGUAUUGCAUAUAAUAUUUUAUUUCAGUGUCUGUCUUUAAGCUUUCUAUUCCUUUGUAAAUAAUUCAUAAAGUCUAUAUGAAACUUUUAAA